This is a messenger RNA of Neoarius graeffei (lesser salmon catfish), 1614 nucleotides long. RefSeq names its product PR domain containing 8 (gene znf488). The transcript is spliced from 4 exons. Lineage: Eukaryota; Metazoa; Chordata; Actinopteri; Siluriformes; Ariidae. Gene Ontology annotation, cellular component: nucleus. Gene Ontology annotation, molecular function: protein binding. Bases 57 to 1565 code for a protein of 502 amino acids. The record is from RefSeq and is a predicted model, not a curated record. Gene Ontology annotation, biological process: regulation of DNA-templated transcription.
UCAGCCUCAUCACACACACACACACACACUCCUGCUCCUCUGCUAGACCAAGUGCUAUGGAGCAUCCUGUCAUCUCUCUGGCCAUGGAACAGAGUUUAAUGCCGCGCUCUUUAUGGACCAAUGACAGCAAGUUUCUCCACCAUCAUGCCCCUGAUUUCUUCACCAGUGUCCAGGUUACACAGGACAUACCAGCCGGAGUUUCCUUCGGUCCUUGUGUGCUUCAUGAUACAUUUUAUGACACAAUAGCCUUCAUCGCCUUGAAGUCUUUUGACAGAGGAGGGAAAUCCUAUGUGUUCAGGGUAGAUCCGGAUGCACUGAAGAGCUCUCCGUUAGUGGUUCCUUGGCUCAGGUUGGUGCAGGCUGCUGUGGACGCAGAGGAGCAGAACACAGAGGCCUACCUGAAGGGCGGCCAGCUGUAUUUCCGCACUAUCCGAGACAUUAGCCAAGGGGAGGAACUGCUCGUCUGGUACGAUGAGGAGCUGUCUCAUCUUCUGGGCUUUAGCGACAUUAAAACCAGAGUCCUGACAGAUGGUUACUCGUGUCGGAAGUGCGGACAGGCUUUCAAGCACGAAAACCCUUUUCUAGCUCACUGUCGCUUUUUGUGCGCUCAAGUCAAAGCGGACACACUGCGAGCCGAAAGCGAGCGCAAAGCCACUGAAACGCGGCGCAGCGUCACUGACUUCCACAACAUCGCAAGGGACAUGGAGCAUAAAAAGUCCCCAGACGAUCGGAAAAGGAGGCAUGACGAGGCUCUGGGUCCGAGAUGCAGAAAACCUGUUUUGCUGGAGAAAAAGAACAUGGCCAAUCAUAAUAACGUGUCACACAUGCACAAAGACUAUCCACAUGACCAGGAUUUGACUGGAGAGAGCCUGAAAGCGUCCAAGUUAAAAAGCGCAAAAAGCAGUGCGUUUGCAGAGGUCAAGAAAGCGCAAUCAGAACAGCCGUCCAAGACAGAGGAUAGAACACGGGGAAAUCCAUCAGCUUCGACUUUAGCGCUGGACAGAGAGGCUGCUUUGGGCCUUCAGUCCGACUCCAGUGCCUUUUUGCUCUGGAGUGCGCAUGCGGAUCAAAGGAGCGCUUUCUGCAAACCCGGGAAGUUCAGCAUCACUGAGGACCAGCAGCAUCACACACCCGCUGGCCCUUCGGAGGAUGUUUCAGAACAGGCAGCUUUGGGAUACAGAAACAUGUUGUCCGCUCACUUGUUUCAAGGCGAGACACAAACUGUCUCAGCGGCUCCUCUGAGCGCAGCGGGUUCCUUCCAUUACGCACCGGAAAUGUGGUGCAGGAACAUCAGCGGCCCCUUACAGCCCACCUCCUCUCUCACUCUUCUUCCGCCGAGUCUCAGCUCUCUGGGCGUCACUGUGCAGAACUGGUGCGCUAAGUGCAACCUCUCAUUCCGGAUGACUUCGGAUUUAGUGUUUCAUAUGCGCUCGCACCACAAGAAAGAGUUCGCCGCAGAGGCUCAGGGUCGGAGGAGAAGAGAGGAGAAACUCACCUGCCCUAUCUGCCAUGAGUACUUCCGCGAACGUCAUCACCUCUCACGUCACAUGACUUCACAUAACUGAACGAUGGACUGAGAAAGUUUUUUUUUUUUUUUGGAGUGGGGGGGAUUGU